Knipowitschia caucasica is the source of this 1809-nucleotide messenger RNA. NCBI's taxonomy places the organism in Eukaryota, Metazoa, Chordata, Actinopteri, Gobiiformes, Gobiidae. The record is from the annotation of a GenBank genome assembly.
AUGGAAGGGGGCAGGGCAGUCCACAAGUGCAGAUGGAAGGGGGCAGGGCAGUCCACAGGUGCAGAUGGAAGGGGGCAGGGCAGUCCACAGGUGCAGAUGGAGGGGGGCAGGGCAGUCCACAGGUGCAGAUGGAAGGGGGCAGGGCAGUCCACAGCGGUGGCGCACUUGUCCUGCAAAGUUCACCCCAAGCAUCUUUGUGUAGACACAGAACCAGUCAUGCAGAAGUCUAAGGAUAUGGGCUCUUCGAUCAUCCACACGCAGCAGCUCCACGCUGCGAUGGCGGACACCAUGAUCGAGCACAUGUGCCUCCUGGACAUUGACUCUGAGCCGGCUGUGUCUCGCAACACUGGCAUCAUCUGCACCAUUGGACCGGCCUCUCGCUCCGUGGACAUGGGCAAAGAAAUGAUCAAGGCUGGGAUGAACAUUGCAAGAAUGAACUUCUCUCAUGGCACUCAUGAAUAUCACGCCGAGACCAUCAAGAACAUGCGCGACGCUGCUGAGAGCUUUGUACCUGGCACUGUUGAGUACCGACCUCUGGCUAUUGCUCUGGACACAAAAGGACCAGAAAUCAGGACCGGACUGAUCAAGGGAAGCGACACUGCUGAAGUGGAACUGAAGAAGGGCGAAACCAUCAAGGUCACGCUGGACGACCAGUACAAGGAGAAGUGUGACGAGAAAGUCCUGUGGCUCGAUUACAAAAACAUCACCAAAGUCGUGCAGACCGGCAGCCACAUCUAUGUUGACGAUGGCCUCAUCUCACUCAAGGUCAACCAGAUCGGCAGUGACCACAUCAUGUGUGAGAUCGAGAAUGGCGGCAUGCUCGGCAGUAAGAAGGGUGUGAAUCUCCCUGGAGCAGCCGUGGAUCUGCCUGCGCUGUCAGAGAAGGACAUUCAGGACCUGCAGUUUGGCGUGGAGCAGGGUGUUGACAUGAUCUUCGCCUCUUUCAUCCGCAAGGCCGCCGACGUGGAGGCUGUGAGGAAGGUGCUGGGAGAGAAGGGCAAAGACAUCAAGAUCAUCAGCAAACUGGAGAAUCACGAGGGAGUGCGCAGAUUCGAUGAGAUCCUGGAGGCCAGUGACGGCAUCAUGGUUGCCCGCGGAGAUCUUGGUAUUGAAAUUCCCACAGAGAAAGUCUUCUUGGCUCAGAAGAUGAUGACCGGCAGGUGCCUCAGAGUCGGCAAACCCAUCACCUGCGCCACUCAGAUGUUGGAAAGCAUGACCAAGAAGCCUCGUCCCACUCGCGCCGAGGCCAACGAUGUGGCCAACGCCGUCCUGGAUGGAAACGACUGUGUGAUGCUGAGCGGAGAGACCGCCAAGGGAGAGUACCCUCUGGAGGCCGUGCUCACACAGCACAGGAUCGCCCGUGAGGCUGAAGCUGCCAUGUUCCACAGGCAGUUGUUCGAGGAGCUUCGUCGCACUUCUCACCUGACCCGUGACCCCACUGAGUCUGUGGCCAUCGGUGCCGUCGAGGCGUCUUUCAAGUGCUGCGCCAGCGCCAUCAUUGUGCUCACCAAGACUGGAAGGUCCGCCCAGAUGCUGUCCCGGUACCGGCCCCGUGCCCCCAUCCUCGCAGUGACCCGCUGUGGGCAGACGGCUCGCCAGUGCCACCUGUGGCGCGGCAUCUACCCCAUCAUGUACACCAAGCCCGCCAACGACGUGUGGGCCGAGGACGUGGACCUGCGAGUCAACUUCGCCCUGGAAGUCGGCAAGCACCGCAAGUUCUUCAAGUCCGGUGAUGUGGCGAUCGUGGUGACUGGAUGGCGCCCUGGCUCCGGCUACACCAACACCAUGAGAGUUGUGUUGGUGCCAUAA